AUGGAGGAAAAUGAACCAGGAGGAAACGUUCACAGGCUGGUGAGAGAACUGGAGGAACAGGUGACACAUUUGCAAGCAGAACUACGAGAGAAAGAGUUGAGAGAGACCAGCUUACAUGAACAGCUGAAGAAAAAAGAACAACUUGAAGAAAAUUUAAGGAAACAAUCGGUUGAGAUGGAGCAGCAGCUGACAAACCUGCGUGGACAAGUACAAGAGAGAAAGGAACAACUACGAGAUAUAACUCAGCAAAUGACGAUUGUCCGAGAGCAGCUACAAGAUAAAAACGAAGAAACUGCUAAUUUACAGAAUCAAGCUACUGCCCUAAGGCAACAACUGGAGGAAAAAGACCAGGAAAUGAAUGAAUUGGAAACAACUCUUUCCACAGCUCAGGAUGAGUUACGUGAACAUCAACGACAACUGAUAGAUGUAACUCAGCAAAUGACGAUUGUCCGAGGGCAGCUACAAGAAAAAAAUGAAGAAACUGCUAAUUUACAGGAUCAAGCUACUGCCCUAAGGCAACAACUGGAGGAAAAAGACCAGGAAAUAAAUGAAUUAGAAACAACUCUGUCCACAGCUCAGGAUGAGUUAUGUGAAUAUCAACGACAACAGUCCCCUGAGUGGGUCAUUUCACGGGAUCACAUUCAGCUAACGGAUAGAUUUCUCGGCAGUGGAGGCUGGGGAAGUGUUGUCGAAGGCAAAUAUUGUGGUUGUUCUGUUGCAGUGAAACAGAUCCAUGAGUUGAUUCUCUCUCCUCACAACCGCAAAUUAUUUGAGCGAGAAAUAGAUAUUGCAUCAAGAUGCCGCCACCCUUGCUUGCUGCAGUUCAUCGGAGCUACAAAUGACGAAGGGAAUCCACUGUUUGUAACAGAGCUUAUGGAAACAAGUUUACGCACUCUGUUGGAACAGAGAGCUCUUUCUGAGGCAGAAUUGUCUUUUAUUUUUCUGGAUGUGGCUCGGGCGCUAAACUACCUUCACCAAAAGCAACCAUCUCCAAUUAUUCACCGCGACAUCAGCAGUGCGAAUGUGCUACUCUGGCGACAGGGUGAACAUUGGCGAGGCAAAGUGUCAGAUUAUGGAACUGCCAAAUUUAUGCAGCAGACCAUGACAGUUGCUCCUGGUGCCAUGAUAUACAGUCCUCCUGAAGCACUUACUAAAAAUCAAACCGUCAAGGUAAGCUGUAAUUGGUUUAUUGUAUGUAUGUGCGUAUUUCACGUGCAUGUAAAUUUAUGAAUCGACCUAAACUUAAGGUAACGAACAUAAAUUUUAAUUUUGUUAAUACCGUUAGAAGGUUGGGGCUUUUUAUUGUGUAGACGUAAAAUCAAGUAUUAUCGCUCAUCUUGAGAUAGGUAUGGAUCGAGACGUUCUGACUCAUUAGUAAGAACUAAGAAACUUUAGUGAAGUGCUGUGUUUUCCUCUCAUUUUCGUCCCUUAUCUUGUUCAGGUUGAUGUGUACAGUUUUGGUGUCCUCCUCUGUGAGAUGUGCAUCCGGGAACUGCCAAAUCCAGAAAGGCGUGAUCGGCAAGUCGCAAUGGUUAAAAACAAAUUGAAUCGAGCCCUUAUCCGAAAAUGUUUGCAACGAGAGCCUGAGGCGAGACCAAGUGUACAAGAGAUCAUUGAUGAACGUGAGCAAUCGAACAAAAGUAAGUUUGGUCGGUUUUGCUUUUAACAGAAUUAAUAUAAUUCUGCUACUGCCAAUGUAAUUGCAGUGGUACGUAUGCUACUGAAAGAAAUCUCAUAUGCAUCCCCCCCCCUCCCCUUCCUGGAAAUCAUAAGAUGUGAUUAGAUUGGUAGUUUCAGAAAUUAAUUUCAUUAUUAAGAAUUGGAGAAAGGCAUGAAAUUCCAAAGGAAUGGAAAAUGAUAGGAGUAUCGUCAACGAAAAGCAUUUCCUACCUGGGAGGCAUCCUCGGAGACUCAGGGGCUGUGAGUCGAUUUCAAGUCAGGGCGGAAGAGCCCCUGGGGACAUUGUCUUACAAGACUAGUUCCAAACGGUCGCAGUCGUUCUGGCAUCUGAUUGGUACCAGAAAAUCUUUGUGUUUUUCUGCCCAAUCAGAGUGAAGUAUGCUUUAGAGUCCUUUCGUGUGUUUUAACACGGAAAUGUACAAGAAGCUCAGUUGCUCGCCCUGUUUGUUUGGUCCGUGCGACGAAGCUUUUCCCUCGGUAAAAAGUUUCAGUCUCAGCACACAAUGUAAGAGAAACCAAUCAGAUUGUCCGCGAAAAUCUUACUAGAAAUUAUACUAAAUACUUUCGCAGGUAUCAAAAGAGAACGUAUUUAAAAGUUUGCAAGGUUCGUAUAAAGCACAAUGGUUGCAGGCGUUAAUAUGUCGCUUUAAACGCUAGACGAGAUGUAAGCUUAAAUCGUUCUAGAUUUCUCGUAUAAUUUGCUGCGACUGAAACUUUGCCAAUCCCGUGAAGUUAUUUUGUCGCACGGGCCACGCAGGUAUGUCGAGCAACUGGAAAAUGGCAGCAGUUGAAAAGAUGAAGCUCUUUCCAAACCCCGUCGGUAACUGUCCGAAAACAUCCCUCCUUCCCACAAUGUUCUCGAUAGAAAGUUUUUGUUCAGAUUUUGUUCGCCGCUAACCGGAAACACAGCUAAGCUUUCUCUAAGCGCUUGCUGGAGGUCGUCCACGAACUUAACGUUCUCUGCAACGUUGGCGCGCCAUAUUGUGAAAGACUUUACUACUGUGUAAGGGUUAGAUUUUGGCGCGCACAGAAAGCUACGUAAGCGUAAGCGCCAGUUGCUGCGACCGUUUGGAACUAGUCUUGUAAGACAAUGUCUCCAGGGGCUCUUCCGCCCUGACUUGAAAUCGACUCACAGCCCCUGGGUCUCCAGGGAUGCCUGGGCGGUUGACCUUUUAGUUUUAUGUAGAAAGAGUUUAUGAACGAUUUAAGUUUUAUGAUUUUUUUUUCGGUAGCUCAGUUGUACAAAACGCCCUCCCACCUUGAUUCAAAUCUUAAACGAAGACCAUUGUCGUAUUUUUGGUAAUGUUUGAAAUUAGGGGGAUGUUAUUUUAUAUUCCCAAGUUCUAGCUGAACCAUUCAUGGCACGUGCUUGAAUCUGAAUGGAGUGCGAUCGGUUUGAUUCCUAUAAUGCAUGUUACGUAUACCUUGCACUUUUAAGGUCAUUCGUAAUAUUGCAUUGGAUAUCCUUACUGCGCAUGAUUUCACACCUGACCACUGCGCACAGAUUAAAAAAUGGUGGCUUUUUCUUUGUGCUCGGCACUCUUCAAACGAGGAGGUUGAUCUAUCAUUUUUUCUCUACAUUGGUGUUGGGCACGUAAUAUCUUUCCGUGAAAUAAAUAUAAACGAAUUCUCUUCGUAGGAAAAGGAAUUCAAUUUUGGAAAAGCGAACGUAGUAGGAUCCGAUAACUAUAAUCUUCAGUGUAUUUUAGUAAUCAUAUGGUACGUAUACUAGGUAAUGCAGCUCCUAAACGAAAACUGGGACCUGUAUUUUUUUUAUUUCAAAAUUUACAUUCCUUCAAGGUGAACAAUCAGUAGGUAGAGUUUGAAAAAAAUCUCAGUGCAGGUUCUUUAUCAGAGGACUGACCUUAGAAUCACACACCAGGUACUUCGAAAAUAGAAAAUUCACAUAGAAAUAAGCUUUAAUGCACUUCAUUCGGAUAACAUAUUGGUCACAUGGUACUUUUUUUUUAACAAAACGUGCUUUUCAGAAGUCCACAGAAAAAAUAAAUAGAAAUGUUAACGAGGGAGUUUAUGGGUAAUGUAAAUACAAAUUAUCGAUAAAUUUCUCCUGUGAGAACUAUGUUUACUCCUCGUUCUACAAAUUACAACCUACGUGAUCGCCACAUCCUGUCAGUUUCUCAGCCGAGAACAACAGUGUAUGGUCUAUAUUCAUUUAAUUACCUAGCUGCUAAACUAUGGAAUUUCCUAUCUGAUGGCCUGAGAGCUUGCGAGGAUUUGUAUGAAUUUGAGAAGAAAAUUCUUAGUUUUGUCAAUUUUAACAUUUAGUAUCACAAGCAUUUAUUUUUAUAUCUGUUGUAAAUUGUAUCGUAUUUUAUAGUACUUUAUAUUUUAUUAAUGUAUUAUUUGAAAGGCAUGUAAAUUUUAUAUUGUUAUUAGAAUUUGUAUUUUCAUUGCAUUUUAUUGUAUUUUAACAGGAAGACGUAAGCUUUGUAGCUACACUCAAAUUCGCAUUACAACUUCACGUCGAUUGAAGUGAUUCAUUCAGAAAUGGGUGUUACCGCUGGAUUUUGUGCAUAGAAGGCUCGAUUUAUUCCUUUGGGUAUUCACUUCGGGGGGACACGUAGAACCGCCGAAAGCGUAAUGACUAAGUUCGGAUUCGGUCGUUCUGGGAAAUGAGAGAUCUUUUGGAGGAAGACUCAAAGGAAUGAAAUAAUAGCGCAAUUAAGCGAUCUCGAGCGGCAGCGUUUACAAGUGUAUAUCCUUUUUGUUUUCACGUGUCAAUGAACUCCAAAUAAUCAUUGAAAACAUUUAUGCCCUCAGGUUUUUUCGCUCAAUGUUUUUCAAGUUUGACUUGUAUUUAUUAAAACAGAGCAUUUAAGAGCUUUAAAAAGAGAUUUUGAACGAGCAUAUUUGAUGAUUGUAGGCCCAGUUGGUAUUUUACUUCUUGUUAUAUAUUGGUGUUUUAAUUUUUUGCGCAGCCAUCUUUUACCGGCGCGUGAGAAGCAUGACUUCGGAAGAAUGACUGCAGACAUUUCAUGCCUUCAAGCUUUUUUCGCCAAAUGUUUUCAAUUUUGAUUUGCGCAAAAUAGAAAAGGGCAUUUUGCGAGCUCUAUAGAGAGACCUUUGAACAAGGCGAGUGUGAAGCGUGUUUGCAAGUCGUGCAUUCUCGAACAUUUUUAUUAGAGUGGUUUAGCAAUAGGACGGGAACGUUAUUUCAGAGCGGCGCGCACAGCAAAAAUGUCGAUAAGAAACUGGGUCGAGAACGCCGUCGCGUUGUGUUGAAAAGUGAUUUAGCAGUCGUUGCAACGAGAAUCCUCACCUCGGCUUUUUAAAGAUCAUCAUCUUUGAAUAUUCAGUUUUAUAGACCACUCUAAGGACAACAAAAUUAUCUUCUUAGAGAGUUAUGUAACAAGCGCAAAUAGAGGAUAGUUAUAGAUACGGCAUGUAAGUUGUUAAAUCCACAUGGGCGAUUAACCUUUGAAACUAUUCCAUUCCAGUUUAGUCUCGAGUCUGCCGAUUCAUCUAUCAAAUUUUUAAGCCCACCAAAUAGUUUUUUUUCUAUGAUUUGUGUCGCUGUCAUUUGUUUCGUGCUACUAGAUUUCAGCACUACUCGUUUUUCUUCAUAAUUUUGUAAAGGAUAAUUUGGAAAUCGUCGUCGUUUUUCCCCUUGUUUACGGAAUAUUCUUCUCAAUUAUAACAGGACAUCUCUUUUGAGCACCAUCUUCUUAGAGUUGAAAUGCAUUUUGAACGGAAUUAUCGGGAGUUAUGGCGAAACCAUGUAGAAACCAAGCGACCCAAUGAUGGAGUUGUUUACGAUGAGUUCCUAUUUAUCCGUGAAAGAAUGAAAUUAACUCAAACCAACGAAACGGUUAGACUUAGGAAUAAGACUUCGUUCCUGUUUAUUUUUUUUCCGUUUUUGUUUAUUUUAAUUUUUUUUAACGAAUGAAUUCGUUCAAGACUGAAUCAAAUUAAUCGAUUUAGAAAGCCGUGCCGAAAUCAAGUUGAUCGUCAUGUCAUUUUAUUUCUAAGCGAGUGCAUGACUUUCUUGUCUUAGUUUUCAUCAUCGCUGAUCAAAAAUUUCAAACAUAAAAAAGUGCAUACCUGAGCUAUUCUCAAUUUUGUUUCAUAUCUGACUUCAAUUCGCAGAAAAGUUUUCAAUCACGGUGAAAACGACAAUAACAAAAAAUCACACUGAAUAAUACAGUUGGUAAGCGUCGUGAUAUUUCAUUUUUAUAAACUUCAACAUGAAGCAAGUUUAAUUUAUUGAUGAAUUAAUUCAUGAUAAAAUUAAAAGCGUCCCAUUCUUAGAGUUUUCAUACAGGAAGAAAGAAAUGUAUCAAAGAACAGCCCUUUCGCUGUUUUAAGCCUUGUUCAAAUCCCUCUAAUAAUCGCGUGCCAGAUCGCAAUCCAAAUUUACAAAAGUCUUAUCUAAGAAAAUAUAUAGCUUCAAGUCUGACAGUUCUUAACACAUUUUUGCGAAUCUGAAAUUCAUCAGAAGCCCUUGAAAGCAAUUGCUGGAGGAAGUGUUUGUGGGACGGGUGCGCACGCGCGCUGUUUUUGUCAAUUUAACUCCAAACUUCUGUUGUUUACAUUUAAGCAAAUUCGGCGUUCCUUGCUUUGUGGUUAAGAAUUUAAAAGCAAAAUUUUGCAGAAUUGAAGUUAUUUUUUUUUUUGGACGAUAAACAAAAGAAAAUUGCUACACCUCAUUAAAGGGCGUUCCGAUUUCUAUAGCGGUCUUAUAUAUUCAAGUGAAAUCCGACGAGAACCUAAACAAUAGCAUGAAUAUAUGAAUACUUAACUAACUACAAACGUGGGUACACACUUAAAUCGACGUGAAGUUUUAAUGCGUGUUUAGAUAAAAUUAAUGUAUGUAUGUACGUAUCGUGUGGACUGGUUCUUGCGUCAGUGUGUCUUCAUCGAGUUAUGAAGCGAGCAGGUAGUUCGGAGAGCACAAAAAAUGAGUAACGGUUGCUUGAGGCACAGUUAAGAGCGACUUUAUCUUCUUGAGUGCUCUCCAAACUUACCAAGGGCGAUAAUUCGAUGAACGCACAACCAUACAUCAACCAAGCGUUUAACAAAUUCACGUUGUUAUUAUUUCAAUGUACAAUAAUCUUUUAGGGUUAGACUUAAAUACAGACACUCAGGAUAAAAUAGCGAGUAAAGUUCUGUUGUUGUGUAGGCUGUUUAGAUUGCUGUAUCAACUUUCUUAAGGCAUUAUUCCCCAUGAACUAAGGGAGACGUUACACUUUAUUUCAUUAAACUUAUGUGAUUGGUCAAUGUCAUUGAGUUUUCUCUCCAAGUUUAAGGUGCAAAUAAAUGGAUUUAAUCUCAAAGAUUAAAAAGCCAUCUGAGCCAUCUUCUCUUAGGGCGAAAGUGAACUCUUUACCUCUGAACACUUCCAUAUUAAAAGAUAAAACAUCUGAAUCCCGCUUCAAAGACUUGACAGUUCUAGUUCAAAUUCCUCACCCCACCCGGGCAAGGUUCAAACUCUUCACCCCUGGGCACGGACAGCAUACAAGGAUCGCAAUAGGCCAGUGAAACGUGGUCAAGUGACUAGCUGUGUUAAAUGGGUGUUUAACAUUCAAGUAAUUCGCAGAAAGAAAAGUUUUCUAUCAAAUAGAUGACUUUCUCGAACUUUAUACAUGCUCUAAAUAUAUAAUUGAUCGGAAAGGCAAACAUUUCUCUAGGUUGCUAGAACUGCAAAAAGUUGCCCCAAACGCUAAAAGUUGCUCCGAAGCUCCUUGGCACAAUCGGGACAGGCCAACAGAUAACUCAAAUCCCCGCGGACUCGAACUAUUUUCCAUUUCACUCGGGGGUUCGAAUUAGUGGAUUGUGCUGUAUUUUAUUAGGAAAUCAGGAAAGACUCGUAAAGGGGCACCUAGCUCUCCGCGGCUUGGAACUUGGAACCAAAAUGUGAGUAAAACAAGCUUGAAAACGCGAAAAAUGAAAACUCUUUGGAAAGUGAAAAUAGUUUGAAAUAUAUGUGACCCGAUUUGAAAAUUUGAAAGCAAUGGUGAUGCUGCAGAAGAAAGAUAAAUCUCGGCUGUGACGUGCUGGUUCUGCAAUCCGCCCACGAGUGUGAUGAUCUUCGGCUUUGACUCAGUUGAACGCAAUCUUUUAUUAAUUGCAAUUUUCAAAGGAACUUUCUCUUAACAAUUAGUUGACGUAUGGAUGUAGAAUGAUCUAAAAGUAUUCAUCAGAAAUCGAAAUCAGGUACGGAUCACAUAAAACCAUUAUCACAAGGAAUAAGAAAAGGCACGUGUGAAUUGUGGACCAAACUUUCCGUUUGGGAGAUGACGUAAUGUAAAGUUUAAAAUAGCUCAUACCUAUUCUUCUUAAGAACGAGGCAAGGGAAAUUCCCAGAAAAGAUGGCGUUGUUCCUCCAUUUUCAUUGUGAUCAGUGCAUGGUUUGUUUACAGUGAAGGUGAAAUCGUCGUUCCUGUAUCCUCAACAAGAAAUGGAAGAUCUUAGAAUUAAGUAUAUUCUUCUACGUGAUCGUGUCGGACGCUCAGUUGAAAAAAAUAUGUUGUCGCUCGGCCUUACGACGAAGUCUACGCCAAUACAAGUUUUGCGAGGCGAGUUAUUAGAAAGUGUUCCUGAGGCUGAACAGCCUACAGACUUAACUAAAGUUGCUGUUGUUGGAAUUGAACGUAAAUCAUUACGUCUUGAAUGCCCUACGGAGGAUAUGACUCGACUAUCUGAGGAAGAAAUCAACUUGCUUUUAGCAAUUACUUCAUCUGAAGGAAGAUACCAAACGUAUAUAGAUAGAAAACGUUUGGCAUUUGGUCGACAAUUGUCACCCGGAAGUACAGUUUUCGUUGGAGUGAAGGGAGCCUCAAAGGUUUUGCCUGGUGUUGUAUGGUACAAAGGUAUAUUACCACCCAGCCUGGGAACUUGGUUUGGAGUUGAACUCACCGUAAGUACUCGUGCACUAGUUAAGUCGUGUCGCUGUAGGUAACAAUGUACGUUAUAUAAAUUUCGUACGAACAGCAACACACCAGAAUGUACGAAAUUAUCAUGAUGAUAACAUUUUUUUAGUUAACCUGAUCAGACUUACUGAAGUUGAUUUCAACUCCUAGAAUCUUGUCUUUAAUGUCUACCUUCCUAGAAGACUGAAGGGAAGAUUUGAAUGAUUCAUUGACACUAAUUCGGUUUCGCUUUCGUUGUAGGCUCAUAAGUUUUGAUGCGCCUGCGUUUAGUUUUGAGAAUUCACCCCUCUUGAUUUACCAGUAAGGACAACUUCAUGUGACAUGGCCUUCCUUUCCAGGAUUUAUAACUCAACAGUAAACAGUGUUGUUGUUUCCUUUGUAUGUGCUUUUCAUAAAGAACAAAAACAACCCAAGAUAAAAGUCUUAUUUGUGUUAAGUUUUAUCAAGUAGCAUGGAAACUGUCACUCCACUCUCUAGUGAAUUUUUGAAGCUAUCUUCCAAUUUUUUUUUACUGAAAUAGCUGGGAAGGUUACAAUUCCGAAAUAAUAACUGUCAUGAAAUAUAAGUAAAGUUUGUGAACAAUAUGUAAUUGUAAAAAUUUCCCUUCAAACAGUCAUGUACAUGGUGUCAUCUCUCUCUAAGAAUAUGUUAUGUUUUCUGUUAAGAUUUCAUAAUCCAGUUUUCUGGACAUGUACUAUAUGUUUUACACUGGAUGUUGAACAGUCGGUUUAGGAUAAAAUUGAUUUGAUUAUGUUGCAUGCAUGUUAAUGAUAAUGAAGAUGAUAAUGAUGAAAAUCAUAAUAAUGACAAUAAUCUUCAAUGUUAAUGAUUAUGAUCUGUGGUUUAACAUAUCUAGAAACAUCCAGGGUCAGGGACAUGUGAUGGAACAUUUAGAAACAAGCGAUACUUUACCUGUCUGCCAGACUCUGGAGUUUUUGUUGGACUGGACAAAUUGACACCUAGAGAAGAUGAAGAUGACUUGAAAUCUUCAAAAAUUGCAAAAAAAGAUGAAAAUAUUCGGGCUAAACUGAAAUCAAGUCUUAAGGAUUCAAUAUCAUCAUUUUGGAAGGGAAAACAUGAGCAGAGGUCAUUUCAAGGAACUAAUGGAGUGCUUGAGAUUGAUGAACGAGUUGUGACAUUUAUUAAAGAUAUUCCAGCCAGAGGAACUGUGCGAUAUAUUAGUGAGGUUGAUACAACUGGAAAUGUUAACAUAACUGUAGGACUAGAACUGGUAGGUAUUCUUAAUUUUUGACUCAAUUGUACAUGUCUUAGUAAAUGGAUCUAGAGUACCACUCAAAAGUAAGUAAACAGUCUUGACUCAAAACUAUUGAGAAUCCAGGAUCAAGAAUUGAGGCUUGAGCUAUAAUAAUCAAGUAGCGAGUUGCUUGAGCAACCUCUUGAGGAUCUUGAUCUGCAAUUGUGAGGAAACUAUUUAAUUCUUGAACCUAAACCAUAAGUGAAGGACAUAGCGCUUGCCACCCUGCUUUAUGACACAGCCCACUUGCAUGUAUGCAAAUGUUUUCAUUUUAAACAGGGCAGGAGCUCAUAUCAAGUCACUCUCUACCUUUUUUAAUUCUAAAAACAGUGCAAUGAAUACAAUGCAACAGUGCAUGAAUAUUCACCACAAUUAAUUGGAAAAAAUUGAACUUUGGGUGCCAGGAGUGAUGUCAGUUUCCUUGGUUUCUUAAUCAUCCACAAAUCUAAAACUGAGCCAUAAAUAUAUCUUAUUAGAUGUUUUGGUGUGUAGUACAUGUAUUGCGGAGUAUUUGUACGAGUUGUGCUGUAUUUUGAUGAGCCUGUAGGGCAAGUCAAAAUACAAACAAAAAUAGUUUAUUGAUUAUCCAACUGCUUUUUUUUCUGCUAUGUCUUUCUGUUCAUUUCUCAAAAGGUGGGAAAAACAAAGUGGAUAGAGAAACAUAGUGGGCAGACGACUGGUUUAACUGGUUUUUUCAGUACAAAAGAACCAAGUGUCCAUUAAUAACCAUUCAAUAUCAAAAGAUAUUUGUACUUUAUUCCUUGGUUAUUUGUACUCUACUUUGUGCAGUUGGGUAAUAAAUAAUGGUAAGCAAGUGGAGUCUUAUUUGGUCUGUAAUCAUUUGAGUGAUUGACAAAAUCAGAUGGCUAUGGAGUCUGAUUUAUCAAUUACCAGUAUGAUUAUAGACAGAAUUGGACAGCACAGAGUCCUGUUGCCAAUUAAUCAUAACCGUUACAAUUUCCGAAAAAAAAGAAAAAUUUUAGGACAAACAUCUUUGGUACAGAAAAUGUCUAAUUAAAAGUAAAAAGUUUCUUCAGUUCGGAAAUUCCCUAGGUGUAGGUGCUUGUUGCUAUGGUUAUCAUGAUCAAUUCUGUGAUUGCUUCAACUGUCCUAUUACAGAUGUCUGAUAACGGCCAACUGUCUGAUUACACUGUGCAAUUACAACUGUAGAGAAUGAUAAGUGAAAAAUAAAACAGCUAAUCUACCAUCACAUCUGAGGAAAUUGUAAUGGUUAUGAUUAAAAGUUAAACAAACAUUCCCAUGGAAACUUUGAUUUAUAGCAUUCGUUAAUAUUGUGUAACUUCUUGUUAGUAAUGCUCUGACAUGAAAGCGGAUAAUCUAAAGCUGUAAUUCUUGCAGAAAUAGUUAAAAUUGAAGAUAGGUGUACGUAGAUAAAUUGCAAUCAGUCGAUGGAAUGAAAUGAAGCACUCAGUAAGCCAUUAUAUUUCAACUUUCUUUCCUCUUUCAGGAUGAAAGAGUGGGAUCUGGUUGUGGUAAAUUAUCAGGCUCUCAAAAGUUUAUUUGUAAAAGAGAUUAUGCAGCAUUUGUACCACUGACAACUGUCAUACCAGAAAAGGACUUUGAUGGUAAUCCUGGAAAAGCUGCAAAACAAGAAGCUCAUGGAAAGCGGGAGCAAAUUCAUGAAGAUGAAAUGCAUACAAAAUCAAUGAGCUGUGUUAAUGUACCAUCAGGUAGACGAAUGAUUUGAUAUCUCAGUUGUUUUAUAAAUUUGUUAUUUACUUAGUCAAUUACACCAUGCUCAAUGAAGCAGAAAAUCACAAACUGUGAACUGAUGUCUCUUUUACUUCAUUCCCUCAAAACAUUCAGAUGAUGAGAAAUUGUUCUUCCAGUUAAAAAAAAGUGUAUGAAAUUGAAACAUUCAAUUUUUGCCUUGGACAUUUUGAAACACUUAAGCUUUAGGUGUAUGGUGACAUGGUGUCUUAGAGUGUAUUUUUUCUGAAUUGUGAGGUCUUUUUCAGGUAGAAUCAUUAGUAUGAAUGGUUUGCAACAGAUUGCUUUGCAACUUUGCUAUUAGUGGGGUCAGAAUGAAUGCAGGGAUCGACCAACCCUGUACCAGGCCCCUCAAGGGGCAUGUUGUUUUACAUGGCAUUGAUCUUUGUUGUUGUUUUGUGAGAUGCAGAGUCCAAAAAAGUGUUGCAAAUUAUUUUAAAGUUGUAUGUUUGCUUACCUUUUUCGCUUUCUGAUGAGAUCAUUGAUCUGUGUGGGGAUGUGUAAGUAAUUGUAGACUUCCUGAGAGGUACAAAAUUUUUACAAAAACCUUUUAUUUCCAAUUUAUAAGUUUGUGUAAACUUCCUUAAUAAGUUGUCGUUCAACUUCUGUUUCAUCCAUUUCAUGCAACCUUGAUUUUUUAAGUUAUCGAGUCUUGAAAAGCUUCACAAUUGUAUUAAAAAGUGUAUGUUUGCAAACCUCUUUUUGCUCUGGUGGGCCAACUGGAACACAUUCACAACUGAAGAUAUCCUGUAAGUUAGGAACAAUUUAUAGGAAUUUUUUUAAUAACAUUUUGCAUUAAAACAUUUUGUUGGUGACAUUAUCAGCUUCCACCACUGUUGUAUCUGUGUUUUCUUGAUAUGAAAUUCCACCUGAUUAAUAGCUUUACUCUUUAAUUUUCCUCAAAUCACUGAAGAUGCUCAAAGUCAAUUUAAUAUAAAAGUUUGUUGCAGUUACCAGAUAAUCUCAUGCUACCAGAAGCCAUUAAUUAAAUGCAAGGGAAUGUGACCAAAAACUAUCUCAUUAUUCAAAAAAGUGCUAAAAUUGAUUGUUCAGAAGCAAAAAAAAAUUAACAAAUUUCUAGCAUUUACGAGACCUGGGCAAUUAAUUCACCAUGCUGGAAUGGAUGUUUCCAUCACUUCAGGGUCAUAACAUUGCACAGCAUAGUGUUUAAAAUUUUGAAAAUUGAAUAAUUAUAGGACAAAAUUGUUGAUUGAAUAAUAUUUUACAACAUAUCAGUGCUUAAAAUGACAUUUAUCAGUCCAAAGAGAAGCCCAAACGUUGCUAAGCCUUAUUUGAAGUCAGCUAGUUUUGUUUUUAUUUUUCAGCAUAAGUCAUUUUACCGUUUGAAAAUCACAUUUUCUGUUACUCCAGAGCUAAUUCCAUCCUGUCAAGUCUUAAAUUUCCAUUAUUUUUGGAACUAAUUAUUUUUUGGAAUGUAUAGUGUUCAUUUGAGCUCCAAAAUCAAAAGGUGUAACAACUUAUCAUACACUUCUGCACAAGCCCAUGAUUUGCAAAUAAAAGGAUUAAGUUAAAAUUUUGUACUUUUCUGGAUGCCUAUGGUCAUUUUCACAUUCCCACACAGAUCAACGAUCUCACUGGCCCAUCAUGAAAAGAAAAAAGUUUGCAAAGAAAAAAGUUUGCAAAGAAAAAAGUUUGCAAAGAAAAAAGUUUGCAAAGAAAAAAGUUUGCAAACAUACAACUUAAAGAGAAUUUGCAAGGUUUUUUUGACUCUGCAUUUGUCACAACAGCUACAAAGAUAGAGGCCAGGCAAAAUUUGCCUUCGGAGGGACCUGAUACAGGGUUGGCCAAUCCCAGCAUUCAUUUGGAUGCAGUAUUAGCAAAGUUGCACUAUGUUAAUUAAUUUGUGAAAUUGGAAAGGCAUCCAAGGGUACUUUUAUCAUUGUAGUGUAUAGAACAGAACUUGAAGCAUUGUGGUGAGGAAAGCUUAGUGGAUUUGUUUUGUAUCUUUAUCCUAGGUACUAGUACGGAGUCUGCCAGAAAACUAAGAAGAACAAAUUCGAUGACGUCUGCUGAAACAGAACUCAUAAUGGCUGCUGGAGAAUCCAGCAAAACUGAUCCACAGGAGUUUAUAGAGAAACAACGUCAAAUGCUAAGGGAGUUCGAGGGUAAAAACCUGCCUGACAAUCAAGAUAAUGAUGUCAUCAUGCACGAUGAAGAAAGGACAGACAGUGCCGAAAAUUUUCACUUUAAAGAUGAUCAUUUUAAAAACACUCCCCAAGACAGGUCUGUUAAUGAGGGGAAUAAGAUAAUUACAGAGCAGCCUGGUUUAUCAAAUGGUGACCGUAAUUAUACCAAUUUUAACCAUCAAAACACUACUCAGGAACAUGAUGACUAUGUAAACAUUGAUAAGGAUGGCAGUGAAACCUGGAUUAGAAAAUGUGAAAGACAGGGUAAGUGUGAAGCACAUGAUAAUUUUUAGCUAUUUGCUCAAAAAUCCCAUUUGAAAACCUGUACAUUUAUAUUAUUGAGAAAUAUAAUUGUGUUUGCUUUUUUCUUACAUACCAAUCAUUACACAUAACAAUCUUGACUAUAUGAUAUUAAUUAACACAAAAUCUGCAAAGAACAUCACAUUGAUUUUGAAACAAGAGAUUAUAUUUACUGGACUUCAUGUUACCUAAAUGCCUCUAAGAUCUAUAGUUGUUGUCUUAUUUAUAGUCCAUUUCUGGCAUAGAUUUACAUAAAUUAAAUGGAACUCAAAUACUAGUGAUGAACUACCAAACAACACUGCAUCCACAGAUUCAUACUCUCCAUUAUGUGUAAGCAUAUGCAACUGAAUUGUUGAAUUAUACUCAUUUAACAAAUUGACCCCCCUAGUAAAGCAUUGUUAUAUGAGCUGUUUUGAAUUAUUGGAAAAACUUGAAAUAUACAUACUGCAUCCCAUCUCAUUCCAGUUUCAAAAUUUUCAAGCCACGCUAACUUUUGAAUUAAUUCUCAAACACAUUGACUACAAAGAGAAGGAAAUUUAGGUUUUACCAUCACUGAAAAUAAUUUGUUCACUCUCCAAUGAAGAAGCUGUUCAGUUACUCUGUUUCCUCAUGGACAUCCAUUCCUAAGUUAGCUUAAGUUACAAUUAGAACCACUGUCUUCAUAAGCAUAAGUGUCCUUAUGUUGGUAGCAAAUUAAUAUUAAGGUGAUUCCUCAUGGAAAAAAAUUUUUUUUAGCUUUCCUUAAAUGUUCCCUACCAAUGUCUGUUUUAAAUAAUACAGUAUAAUGAAAAAGUUGGGUCACUGUGCUUGUUUAAGAGAUAUGAUGGGCAUAACUUACCCCAUUAAUUCCAGAUACUGGAACUAAUCACAUGCAUUAUUUCAUUGAUACACAGUACAUCUUGCAGUACCUGAAAGCAAGGGUUUAGAAAAUAACACUUACAAAAAAAACACACAAUUGGAAGUCUCAAGGGUAAUAAAGAACAAUUUUGCAUAUCGUUUAUGGAAAAAUUGCUCAAUUUUAAAUGACAUUGGCUCAAAACAUUCCUCAAGUCAUUGCUUUCAGGGUCAUAAUUUGCAUCCUUGAGUAAUGGGCCUGGUGCCUGUGUAUCUUUUUCCCAUUGAUGAAUUUUUUUCAGUUUCUUCUUUUUAAUGGUGGUAAUUUCUUUAUGCACAGUAGAGGAUGAGCAGUACAUUACUGAGGAAUCACCCUAAGUGUUAUUCCUCAGUAAAUUAUGGGUAUAUCAUAGUUUAAGAUUAAUGUUUUAUCCUCUUAGUGUGAAAAUAAGGGAUAAAUAAUGUCCUUUGGGAAGAAGAAACUUUUCCGUUGAAAAAGAAGUAUCCAUUUCAGAUGAUCAUAAUUUCUUUUAAUGAUUUCUUUGGACAGAAGAAUCUAAGGAACAUGUACAACCUGCCACACAUUUAACUUCUCACCGAUCACCAACCUCUAAAGAUGAAGUGAAGCAGUUACAGCAAGGAGCACAUAGAAAUAAUGGAUCUGUGGUAACAGCCAAAUAUGUCUCGGAUAGAAAGUCAAGUGAAAUUGAAGAAGCUAUGGAAGUGGAAAUGGAAAAGGAAAUGUCUUCUAAAGACCCUUCAGAAAAGCCGUAUUCACACUCACAUGCAUCUGCAUUGCCCAGAAAUGAUUUGGCAGUUAACAAUGGAACUGGUUGGUACUCAAUAUAUUUUUGUUAAUUUUUGGAAUUAAUUAAAUGUAUAUUCAAUGCUGAUUUGUUACCAUAGUCAAACCUGUAUUAAGGGCUGGUUUUCAAAGUCUCAAAAUUCUUGAACAUUGUAAUUUUCAUCUUUUUUAAGCAAUUAUGGUCACCCUUUACUUGAGUCCCAAUGGCCUGUUUUUAUCGCUUCCUACCUGUAUUGAAUGGUUGCUCAAAAUGGGACCACUUGAAUAAAACCAAGAAUAAUUUUUCAAGAAAAAUUUAACCCAUUAAAAUUAAAACAAUUAGUAGUAUUUUGAGCAAGUUUUUGUAGAAUUAGUGGUCAGUUGUAGAAUGAAAUGGAGUUUUAUACAAUACCCUUUUUCUGUGGAACCUGUAUCAAGUGGUCAACCUGUAUUAAGUGGUCACCCUGCUAUUCCCUGUGGGUGACUGUUUAAUACAGGUUCCACUGUAUUAUGCACUUCUGCUCUAGAAUAUUUAAUGGAAGUGCAUGUACUGUAGUAAUGCUGGUGACUGAUCCCCCAUAUAAGGAAGCAUCAAGAGAUGUCUCGAAGUCAUCUUCAGAAUUAAUCUACUUACCACAGACUUCAUUUAGUUAAGCAGUUUUAAAUUGUGAAUUGCAGCCAUCAGGCUGCUUAUUUAUUGCAAGAUGCAAAGACACAGAAGGUGAUUUAGUUUUCAGUGCAUUUGGGCUUAUAUGUUUCUCCCCUACUCAGCUUAAUUUAAUUUCCCUUUGAUACUCUUAAGUCAAAGGAUAUAGGGGGGACCUGGCACAAUACUUUUUAUUUUUAUUAGGUAUUGGUAUGUAUGUUAGCUGCUUCUGAAAUAGAUUUGAAGAGUAGAAAAAAUGCACAACACGGAGAGUUUUUUAGGAACUAAUCCAAAUGGGGACCUACUCUUACAGGGCUGAACAACAAAAAUGAGAUGUACAUAAACACAUCUGGGGCUCUGCCUUGAGGCUUGACCAAACCUGUACUUUUUUCCACGUUAUUAUAAGUGAAAAUUUUUUGAAAGCUUAUGAAGGGAGAGAGGGUGUAGGAGAAAGUAGGAGUGCCUUUUUUAUGUGAAAGUUUAUUACAACUGUAAGAUUAAAGGUAAAUACUGUGCUCAAGCCAAGUAGCCCACUUAGCAGGAGCUUAUUCCAGUUUCCUUAGCGUGAAGUGACUAGCGGCAUCACUUCUCCCCUCCCCCUGGGAUGGGAUGCUAGCCCAAGGCAAGGUUACCCCUCACCCCCCCAGAACAUUAUCAGGUUUCCCUGAUAAUAUACUGGUACCUAUUUACAACAUGCCUUAUGCCAUAUCUUAAAAUCAAAAGUUCAAAAAUGGGGAACCAGGUUUUGACACCCUAACCAGUCCACUUGGUUUCUUUAGCUGAUAGUUUUUUUUAUAUAAUUCUCAAAACAUGUGAAACUCCCAUCUUUAAUGAAAACAGAAGAGCUUGAUGGGCCUGUUUACAUGUAGUUACUGAGACCCUCGAGAAAUAGGCUCUAGAUCUCCAACCCAGACCUGUUCACACCAGAGUCCAGCACACUUACCACUAGACUGCCAUGUCUUCCACUAUCACAACUUCAAUAAAGACAGUGUUGUAGACAGUUUGCAACUGGUUAAGCAUUAUUUUGCUAGCGACCAGUAAUUAUUGUAAUAGUUAAAUUUUUGCUGCAGGUGACAGUGGCAUUGUGUCAGUUGAAAACCAUUAUGGAAUGGAGGUUGGAUCUAUGGUAGAGGUUCCUAUGGCACAUGGUGUUCCAAGAUAUGGUGUCAUUCGCUGGAUGGGAAAUAUGCCACAAGUGAAGGAAAAGGUGGUAGCAGGUCUGGAAUUGGUGAGUGAGAUUUCUCAGGCUCAGCCAGAGUAAAAACAUUGUGGUAAACCAUAGAUUUUGUUUUGUAGCACUUUAUUUAUUAUUAUAUCACCAACAUUUAUUCUGUACUUUCUUUCCUUGAAGGAAGAGGAGGAGUCUGCAUGUUCAGAUGGGACUUUUAAUAAAGAAAGAUAUUUCACCUGCCCAGGAGGAAGAGGUUUCUUUGUUUUACUGGAGAAUUGCCGACCAGAUUCCCGUUUUGCUAACUCACCAACCACUGAUGUCGGUUUAAAUGCUGAACAAGGUAAACAAGCCAAAUUUGAAAACUGUACAGAUAAUUAUGGCGAAUGUUUCGCGUUCAACGUAUAUUGGAGCCACAGCCCACUACUGUGAACCUUCCAAUCAUGCAUUACACAAUACUUUUAUUUAAAGAUGUGGACCUGUAUUUUAUUUGAUUAUUUAUUCCUGAAUGUGCAGAUAUUGCAGAUGUUGAAUAUUGUUCUGGAAGGGCACAAAAUUGGUUUUUAUCAUUUAGUUGAUUCUCUUGGAAAAAACUUAAUGUUCCACAGCUGCUUUUAUUAGAUAUUUAAGUUUUUUUUAUCACCAGUUCAGUGCCUGGGUACUUUUUAACAGGUACAUAUCUUGCACAAAUGAUAUCAUGAAUAUUUGCCCUUGUGCAACUUGUUUUGAUAAUUUUUUUGUACCCCAUUGUCUCUUCUCUCUUGUCUCUUUCUAUUUUUUUUCGCACAUCUCCUUUAAGGUUAUUUCUUAAAGGAGAUGUAUCCCCUGAAACCAUGUAACCUUUAUGCCAGUCUUUAUAAAUAUAAAUGUAGGUGAAAUUGUGUAAUGGAGUGCCUUUCGAGUUUCCACAUAGUGACAUAACAUUUCGAAGAUAGUCUUCAAAUGAGCUAAGAAUGCCUCUACAGGGGCUGCUAUUUUCAUCAUGCUGAGAAAUGUGUUUGAUGAAAAUGACAAUUUUUUUGCGAUAACCUGAACAACAACUGUUUGUGAACUGGCCAAUGUGGCUUUGUGUCUGUAUCUCUUUAUUUAUUGAUAACAAUUUUAAAAAGAUGAUUUUAUUGAGUUACUUUGUAUUAAUUAUUUUUUACCUUAAUUUUGAUUGAAUGAACAAUUGACUGUUUUCAGACUUUGGAAGCAUGCCUUCUCCAGAAUUCCACGGCAUAACCACGCCUCCCGAAACUCUUGAGGAUUAUCACUGUGGGCAGAUGCGUGGCCUUCAAGGUCACCAUAACUCGUGCUACCUUGAUGCCACACUUUUUAGUAUGUUUGCGUUCACAAGUGUGUUUGAUACUUUGCUGCAUCGUCACAAAAAAAAUGAUGAUUUGGAGGAAUAUGAUAAAGUGCAGAGUGUGCUGAGAAACUGGAUUGUCAAUCCUCUCAGAAUGUAUGUAAUGGCAUCAUAAUUUAAUCAACAGUUAAUACAUGGGGAAGUUUAUUGGGAAGAGAGGAAUAAAGUACAUGUCACACACUGUUACACUGGAUCCUUUUAGGAAAUAGAGCAGCCACCCACCCAUAAAUGAGCAACCUCCCGCGAACUGUUUUGAAUGUCUGGCUGACACUGGUUUUCAAUUUAAAUUUGUUGCACAUGCAAUUUUAGCAGUUCGUUAUAGACCUUACCAUAAUGUAGGGUUCAUUUUACGUGCCAUGCAGUGGUGGUAUCUUUCACAUUGAUCUUGCACUUUUACGUACAGAUUUCAUUGGAGUGUCAUGUCAGAUUCUUGAGGAUAAAUAUCUUAGUGUUAAAUAUUGUGUUAUUGCAGGACCGGUUUUGUUCGUGCAGACCGCCUUCUUGCGCUGAGACAACUUCUUGACCAGCUCAGUUCCACAGCAGGCCUAAUAAAUGAAGAAAAAGGUGAUAUGAAAACCUUAAAAUUGUACAUAAAAAUUACCAAGUAGAACAGUGUAUUACAUUCACAAAUCAGCAUGAUUUUGUGCACUCUUGAAUGUCCACUCUCUUUUUCUUACUUCAACAGUUUCAAAAUUACUUCGAGGUUUGCCACUGAUUCUAGGGCAUAGCUCAUGGAGACAAUUAAGCUUCAAGUGUGUCUCCUUUCUCUAAUGCCGGAAAAAGGGAUGAUUUUUCACAGCCUGGCAUGCUUUUAGUUCAGAGUAAUGUGUUAGUUUCCUCUUGCCCUCCCUAUGCAUUUCCAACUCUUAAAUGACCCGUUCUAUUCAGUGGUCCUUAGAAUGCGUUGGCAGUUGCUACUGAAAUGUCUCCGUACAGGUCAUCUUUUGUAAGCCGAUUGCACCUUCAAAGAAAGGUGUGAGCCAGUCAAAUUUAGAAUAAAAAGUCAACGAAGAUCCACUGUCUUUGUUGUUAGAUUAUCCUUGAUCAAAGUUCCACUCAGCAGCUGAGCGCAAACUUGACCCAAACUAUUUUUGAUAUUGUUGUCGUAAUUUUUCAGACCCAGAAGAAUUUUUAAACUCUCUCCUGCAACAAGUAUUAAAAGCGGACCCUUUUCUUCACUUGAAGUAAGUUAUUUUUAAAUCCGUUUUCUGCACUUCAUACUGUGUAUGAUUGGGGUUUUGCUCAAGCGCAAAUAAAACCUUGCUGUAUGGAUUUCACAGGCCCCGAGAUGUGCUAGCGAAGAAAGGUGAAGGAGCAUUCUUGUACCAGAUCAUAACUGACAAGGAUGAGUCGGUGAAAAUUGCUCAGGUUCAAACUAUGUUGGAGCAGUCUUUUAUCUCAGCGGAUCUCAUACUAUCUGAGGUAAGUGGGACGUGUGUUGAUGCAAGUAUUUUCUUAACGACAUGGCAAUUUCUAAUUAACACGCUGCAUUUUCGCUAGUAACCUUUGUAAGCCUUAGGUGAUAUUGUGAACAGCUUCACUCUCAGACGUGAUCAGAGCAUUUUCAAGCACAAAGGUGCCUCAAGCACAAAGAUUAUGUGCUAAGAAAAUGUCAACAACGCGAUAUUGUGUGAUUGAACACCAAAUUCUCAGCGCCAUGUUUACUAGUAAUGUAUGGCAGACAGUGCAGAGAAUUGAUAUUUAGAUCUGGGAGGGAUGGGGUUAAUUAAAAGCGUAACUACGUCACUUUUUUGCGUUUCGCAUUUCAUUUCCAAGUUUCGUCAGUUGUAAUCCUCACAUGAAUCAACCUUCUUGGACAUUGGUAUGACUCAGUUGUUUGUUUUCACAGGUACCAUCGUGUUUGAUUCUUCAGAUGCCUCGGUUUGGUAACAGAUACAAAAUGUACGACAUGAUUCUACCCAAUCUGGAACUCGACGUCACUCACAUCGUCGAAAAUGGUGCGUGCUACAGGGUUCUUAGCUCUAGUUUCUCUGUGUCACUAUUUGACGACCUAAAAUCAUGUACAAGGGUCGCUGCAAAAAAAAAAAUGUGGGAAAGAACACUUUGUGUUAAAGUUUGUAACGAUUUUAACGCCUUUUUUUAAAAUAAGGAAUUUGGCUGGGAAAACGCUCGAACAUCAAUAAUUUGUUAUGCAUAUUGUUAUGUCAGUUUAACUUUUCUCACUAAUGCAGGCGAACGUGGAAAGUUAAAAAUCUGUUUUCAGGGCCAGAAUAGACAAAUCUCUAUGAAUCAUAAGAAUAAAAUCGACUGGAUUGCGAAUUUUUUUCCCUCCGGCAUAGAUAUCCUUAACAGUAUCUAAUUUUAGAACUUCCCAGAAAUUCAGUUUCCAAAUAAGAAAUCCUUUCAACUAAAUCACGUUAGUCUCAUUCAUGUCUCCUAUUGCGCGUUACAAUGACUUCAGUUCUGUGACUUACAACGUCACUUGACUUCACUAUGUGACUUCGUCAUGAAAAGAGCUUGUUGUUAACGAAGUUCGUUAUGUUCCCAGUUCCCCGCGAAUGUACCAUGUGCGGCCACGACGUUGCUCAAUACGAGUGCAAGAAGUGCUAUGAAAUAGGUCUCCUGAAAGACGGACCCGGAAUAGCUAGCUACUGUAAAGGAUGCAAUGAGAAAAUGCACGGUCAUCGAAAACGUCAGGAUCAUAACCCAAAGCCGAUACUUCUACCUCGAGCGCACAGUCUCUUCAGUGACGAAAAGAAUACAGUGGAAAGACAGAUAACAAUCGAUAAGCAGAAAAUGGAUCUCUUUGCUGUUGUCUGUAUUGAGACAAGUCAUUACGUGGCAUUUGUUAAGUGUGGGAAGGAUAAAAAGGCCCCCUGGUGCUUCUUUGACAGUAUGGCGGACAGGAAAGGUGAGUCAGAACUCAUGACUGGCUAUGUUGGUCACCCCUUCACUUUUUGUGUGCGUUUUGUUUGUUUAUGAAGGGAGGGAAAGUUCAUAAAAAUCACUAGAGAUCAAAGACAGGUCACGACCUGACAGAAAUUAUGAGAAGUUAUGCUUAUUGUGCUUAUCAUUAUCGUUCGGCUGAAAUUCCGCUUUCAGUUGUUCUCAUCUCCCAAUUACAUUCCUUUUUUAAUUAUUAUUUUCGUUUUCACGGUUGUUCAAUAGUUACAUCGUAAUCGAUGUGUAAGGCGCCAGGGUACAAAAUUCAAAAUCAAAAUCCUAUUUUUUCGAUCAUUCAUAUGUAAUCUGAAUCCUUCAAGUUCCCGCCGGUCUUUCUUUAACUAUCCUCGUUUCUAUUUUACUGAAAGGUUUUCAAUCUCGGUAAAUAUUAUAUUAAGGAUAUUCGAUUUGGAUAUUUUACGUUUUUGGAAGCAUAGCAUCAUCUCAUGAGGGCUUAAAGAUGAUCAGGUCGGUUGAGUUCUUUUCAAAAUUAAAAUAGCUUAGGGUUUACAUGUGAUAAGAUUUGAAGAUUUUUUUUCAAGAAAAAGCUCUUGAGUUGGGUGUUGUAGAUCAAAGAAUUACGUGCUAAUAGCUUUAUGGAUACUAGUAGUGCUUAUAAAGUUCUUACUCAUUUACUCUGUUUUUUUGCUGCCUUGCUUUUCAGGAGAAAGAAAUGGUUACAAUAUCCCUGCUGUGACGCGUUGUCCCGAAGCACUGGAAUGGCUCUCCAAAACCCCCGAAGAAAUCAUUGCAGCAAAGGAGAGAGGCGAGAUGCCUGAAAAAGUACGUCGUCUGCUAGGAGAUGGAUAUCUGUGUAUGUACCAGAACUUGGACAUGACUAUGUAUAAAUAAAUCAGGAGACAUGCCAGUGGCCACGCCUCCAACACGUUCGAAUUACGUCGUUUAUGCGAGGAUGAACCGCUUCUUAAGUAGGAAGUCAAGUUAACUACUCUACACCGCAUGCAAUGCACGUGUAAAAUACUUGAGGAGGUGCCUCUCACUAGGGUAUGUAUUAGUAUUUGGGAGAGAAAUGUAUAUAAGGAAAAAUACAAAAGUAUUCUUUUUCAGGCGUAUGCCUAUAGUUUGUAAACUUAUUUUUUAGCAUCGCUCGCAUUUCUGUUAUGCGUCAUGAGCAACGUUCAUUGACACUAAAAUGAUGGAAAAAUUGAUAGUUGCAUGUAAAGCAGAAGAGAAUCAUUCAAAAUGAAAAACCAAAA
Messenger RNA from Pocillopora meandrina, 22904 nucleotides. The record is from the annotation of a GenBank genome assembly. NCBI's taxonomy places the organism in Eukaryota, Metazoa, Cnidaria, Anthozoa, Scleractinia, Pocilloporidae.